This is a messenger RNA of Onthophagus taurus, 1283 nucleotides long. RefSeq names its product isocitrate dehydrogenase [NAD] subunit beta, mitochondrial (gene Idh3b). Lineage: Eukaryota; Metazoa; Arthropoda; Insecta; Coleoptera; Scarabaeidae. Gene Ontology annotation, biological process: isocitrate metabolic process; tricarboxylic acid cycle. Gene Ontology annotation, molecular function: NAD binding; magnesium ion binding; oxidoreductase activity, acting on the CH-OH group of donors, NAD or NADP as acceptor. The record is from RefSeq and is a predicted model, not a curated record. Gene Ontology annotation, cellular component: mitochondrion.
AAAAAAGUGAGUUGGUACUUUUCAUUUCCAAUCAACAUUUUUAUUUCAACAACAUGAGCAAUUUUUAAUCCAGUUCUGAAAGGGAAAAAUUAAAUUUAACUCAACCUCAAGUGAUAAUUACCAUUUAAACUCGUCAUGGCUUUGGUUAUGAGAAAUUUUUCAAGAAUAUUCGCUCAGGGUGCCCAACAAAAUUUAAGAGGGAUACACUCAACCACUCCCGCUAAUACACCUGCUGUUUCUGAGCGUCCUGAUACACGUACGACGUGUACUUUAAUUCCUGGAGAUGGUGUAGGCCCCGAAUUAGUAUAUUCGGUUCAAGAACUCUUUAAAGCAGCUGCUGUUCCUGUUGAUUUUGAAACAUUUUUCUUUUCGGAGGUUAACCCAACAUUAAGCGCCCCGUUAGAUUCUGUUGCAAAUUCAAUAUCGAAAAAUCGAGUAUGUUUGAAGGGUAUUUUAGCCACUCCGGAUUACAGCCAUACCGGCGAAUUGCAAACUUUAAAUAUGAAACUACGAACCACCUUGGAUUUGUAUGCUAAUGUUGUUCAUGUGCGUUCUUUACCUGGUGUUAAAACCAGACAUGAAAACAUUGAUUGUGUUAUUAUUCGUGAACAAACCGAGGGGGAAUAUUCAGCUUUAGAACAUGAGGGUGUUCAUGGUGUGGUGGAAUGUUUAAAAAUUGUUACUGAAGAGAAGUCUAAAAGGAUUGCUAAAUUUGCAUUUGAUUAUGCCACUAAAAAUGAGAGAAAAAAAGUUACUGCUGUACAUAAAGCAAAUAUUAUGAAGUUAGGGGAUGGAUUGUUUUUAAGGAGUUGUGAAGCUAUGGCUAAAUUAUAUCCAAAAAUUGAAUUCGAAAGAAUGAUUGUUGAUAAUUGUACGAUGCAAAUGGUGUCUCGUCCUCAACAAUUCGAUGUGAUGGUUACCCCAAAUUUAUAUGGAAAUAUUGUUGAUAAUUUAGCAUCUGGAUUAGUUGGUGGAGCUGGUGUUGUUGCUGGGGCUUCUUAUUCAGCUCAAUGUGUUGUUUUUGAACCUGGCGCGCGUCACACUUUUGCAGAAGCUGUUGGUAAAAACGUAGCAAAUCCAACAGCUAUGAUGCUUUGUGCUGCAAAAAUGCUUCAUCACGUUAAUUUACCAUCUUAUGGAACAAUGAUUCGUAACGCAAUUGAUAAAGUACUUAGAGAUGGGAAAAUACGCACAAAAGAUAUUGGUGGUCAAUCAAGCACCCAAGAUUUUACUUAUGCUGUAAUACAUAAUUUACAACAUAAACAAUAAAAAGAUAUAUUAUU